Molecule: messenger RNA, 2043 nt
Organism: Neolamprologus brichardi
Lineage: Eukaryota; Metazoa; Chordata; Actinopteri; Cichliformes; Cichlidae
Gene: nosip
Product: nitric oxide synthase interacting protein
Cellular component (GO): nucleus
Molecular function (GO): ubiquitin protein ligase activity
Source: RefSeq, a predicted model, not a curated record
AGAAGAAGAACAAAAGAAAAUACAACGACGAAGAAGAGCGUGUGGCUGUCGUCUGCGUUAAGAAAAGAUUGUUAAGCGGAUCUGAAAAAACCCGAAGGACAAUGACUCGCCAUGGAAAGAACUGCACAGCUGGAGCUGUCUACACAUACCACGAGAAGAAGAAGGAUACAGCGGCCUCUGGUUACGGGACACAAAGUGUUCGACUUGGCAGAGAUGCAGUCAAAGACUUUGACUGCUGCUGCCUGUCCCUGCAGCCCUGUCGGGAUCCUGUUGUCACUCCAGAUGGAUACCUCUAUGAAAAACAGGCCAUUCUUGAAUAUAUUCUUCACCAAAAGACACAGAUUGCCAAAAAGAUGAAAGCGUACGAGAAACAGAAGCAGGCGCAGAGGAGCAGCAACCAACUUGAGUCCAAGUCAGAAGAGCGAGAGAGAGUGGAGAGGUUUAAAACAAAGGAGAACAGCAUUGUAUCUAAACCUAUCAACCCCUUCACAUCUGGUAAGAACAUUGGAAGUGAGAAGGACGGGACACAGAGCAGCCCUGGAGAAUUAUCCAGUGCUGCCACAGCUGCAAGUUCCAGCCAGAGCCUGCCCAGUUUUUGGAUUCCCUCACUGACACCAGAGGCCAAGCCCACUGCUCUCAAGAAACCAAGCAAGACUGUGUUAUGUCCAAUGUCUGGAAAACCCAUUAAGAUGAAUGAGCUUAUCACAGUGCGUUUCACCCCCUUGGACCCAAGUCUGGAUCGAGUUGCCCUGCUCACCCGCCAGGACAGGUACAUAUGUACAGUGACCAAAGACGUCUUGGGCAACAGUGUUCCCUGUGCUGUUCUUCGACCAUCGGGCGCUGUGGUGACGCAGGAGUGUGUGGAGAAGUUGAUCAGAAAGGACAUGACUGAUCCUCUGACGGGAGACAAACUUUCUGAAAAAGACAUUAUUCCACUGCAGAGGGGUGGAACCGGCUUUGCAGGUUCUGGGAUUGACCUCACGGCCAAAGAGGCUCGUCCAGUGAUGCAAGCGUGAGGUGACCGAAGACUCCACAGUGGUGCUCAUUGUGUAACUUUCUAACUUACUUUAUAAUGUCUUAUAUGACUUUUUGUUUGACAGCAUUUCCUCCUGAAUGUAUUUUUAUUUUGCUGGAAAAUGCUUCCACUGACUGUACAACACAGAUUUGCUGAAACUGCCAUCCAAAUGUUUCUUACAGAUUAAUGUCAACAAUUUCCUUUAAAUAAAAUCAGCAUUUAAGGCUUAAAUCCAUACUAUUAUUAUUUGGUUUGAUUUAUUUUGUGCUCAGGAGGCACCACAGGUUGUGAACUAAUCAGGUUAGUGGUUCACAUAUUUUAUUGUCUUUGAUCUCCAAAUUGCUCCUGAUGCAUAGCCGAGUGUAAGGAUGUGCAUAAAUAUGCUGUAUGAAAGUGUGUGUGUUGUAGGAAAAGUGCUUUGAGUAGUCAGAGCAGAAAUGUACAAGUACCAGUGUAUUUAAAUUUUUUUCAGCUUUUAUGGACUACAGGUAAGUUUAGUUAUAAAUAAAGCAAUGUCUCAAUGUUUUUAUUGUGUUCAUAUCAUAGAUGAAAUUUACAAUCCAAUGCAUUGUCUGACAAACUUGAGUGGGUGCUCUAAACAUGCAUGAAGUCCUGUUCUAAGCAGAUCUGUUGUUGCUUAAAUUUGAGCUGCUUCACUGUUCAUGAUGGAGAUCUUCACAUCGGGCCUCAUUCACUUAGAUAUGCACAGUAAUGUUCUUACUUUGAAACAUGCUUUCUUGACAUUUUUGUAACUGUAUGUAUGUUAGUGAAUCAGUCAACUGGGCUGUGUCCAAACCUGCAGUCUCCAUAGUACCACAGUACCACACCCCCACUUCCCACGCUUUCCUCGGGUGAAGUGGAGAAAGCAGUAAGAGAGAAGUAUGCCCUGCUGCUGCUAAAAAGUAGAUGAAACUCAAUCAGUAGUUUCUUGUAACACUCACUGUAGCUCAGAAAAUGUAUACAAAAUUUAAAGAAUUGAAUUAUGAAUAAAAAUGUAUUACUAAUAAACAUGUGUACCUCAGUUUAAA